AUGCGGGCCUCUACUUUGAGUUUAAGGCGCUUCCCUCUUUCUUCUUCUUCUUCUUCUUCUUCCAAUCUUGGGUAUCGCUAUCGCUAUCGCACCAACCAUUCUGAACCCUUGAAAGCUCCAUUACCGUUUCUGAGAAAAUCCUAUUGCGACGACUCUCUGCUCCUCCACUAUCUAUCGAGUGGGUGGCAUCACGAAGCACGAAACCUCCUUCAGAAAUGUUCAGGAAGAGACCUCCACGCCCGCGUUGUUCGCUGGACCUCGUUGCUCACCAACUUCUGCAAGAAGGGUUACGUCGACGAAGCUCGAAUGCUGUUCGACAUAAUGCCUCACAGAAACAUCGUCACUUGCAAUGCAAUGUUGUCUGGGUAUCUGCAAUCCGGGAUGCUCAGCGAGGCUUGUCGGUUUUUCGAGAACAUGCCCGAAAGGAACGUUGUUUCUUGGACCGCAAUGCUUUGUGGGUUUGCUGAUGUGGGGAGGAUUGAAGAUGCAAGGAAGCUGUUUGAUGUAAUGCCGGACAAGAAUGUUGUUUCAUGGAAUUCGAUGGUGGCUGGUUUUAUUAGGAAUGGGGAUUUGGAAGGAGCAAAGAUGGUUUUUGAACAGACUCCUAAUAAAAAUGUGGUUUCUUGGAAUGCCAUGAUUGCGGGUUACGCUGAAAGUGGUAGAAUGGAUGAAGCUAAAGCUUUGUUUGACCAGAUGGACCAAUGUAAGAAUGUAAUUACUUGGACUAGUAUGAUAUCUGGUUAUUGUCGUGCAGGCAAUGUGGACGAGGGUUAUUGUUUGUUCAGGACUAUGCCGGAGAAAAAUGUUGUUUCUUGGACAGCCAUGAUUGGUGGGUUCGCCUGGAAUGGCUUGUAUGAAGAGGCAUUGAUGCUUUUUCUUCAUAUGAGACUUUCUGAUGCUAAACCAAAUGGGGAGACUUUUAUUUCUCUUGCCUAUGCAUGUGCUGGUUUGUGUUUUCCUUGUCUUGGUAAGCAGUUACAUGCUCAGCUAAUUGUUAACAGCUGGAAGCUUGAUGAUUAUGAUGGUAGGUUACGUAGAAGUCUUGUUAGGAUGUACUCUGUGUUUGGUCUUAUGGACUCUGCGCACAAUGUGUUUGAAGGUGAUCUGAAAAACUGUGAUGAUCAGUCUUUCAAUUCUAUGAUCAAUGGUUAUAUUCAGGCUGGUCAGUUGGAAAAGGCUCAAGAGUUGUUUGACAUGGUACCCAUUCGGAACAGAAUUGCAUGGACUUGCAUGAUUGCUGGCUAUCUUAGUGCGGGGCAAGUGUUAAGGGCAUGCAAUCUAUUUAAUAACAUGCCUGAUAGGGAUUCCAUUGCAUGGACUUCAAUGAUUUAUGGGUAUGUCCAAAAUGAGCUGAUUGCUGAAGCUAUCAGCUUAUUUGCUGAAAUGAUGGCUGAUGGCGUUUCACCUAUAAAUUCUACGUAUGCUGUUGUUUUUGGAGCCAUGGGUUCGGUUGCAUAUCUUGAUCUGGGGCGGCAAUUACAUGGUAUGCAGUUGAAGACAAUACAUGAAUAUGACUUGAUUCUUGAGAACUCCCUAAUUUCAAUGUAUGCAAAAUGUGGGGAGAUAGACGAUGCAUAUAGGAUAUUCUCUAACAUGACUUAUCGGGACAAAAUUUCUUGGAACUCCAUGAUCAUGGGCCUUUCAGAUAACGGGAGGGCCAACGAAGCUAUAAAGGUGUUCGAAACCAUGCUUGAAUCUGGAAUUUACCCAAAUACUGUUACUUUCUUAGGUAUCCUGACGGCAUGUGCUCAUGCGGGUCUUGUUGAUAAAGGGUGGGAGUUAUUUAUUGCCAUGGUUAAUGUUUAUGCACUUCAACCUGGCCUGGAGCAUUAUAUUAGUAUUAUCAAUCUUCUGGGCCGUGCAGGAAGGGUGAAGGAUGCAGAGGAGUUUGUCUUGAGGCUACCUGUUGAACCAAAUUAUGCCAUUUGGGGGGCAUUGGUUGGGAUAUGUGGCUUGAGUAAAACAGAUGCAGAUGUUGCUAGGCGUGCUGCCAAACGACUGCUUGAGUUGGAUCCUUUAAAUGCACCAGGCUAUGUGGCCCUUUGUAACAUAUAUGCUGCAAAUAAUAGGCACAUUGAGGAGACAAGUUUAAGAAAAGAAAUGAGGGUGAAAGGUGUGAGGAAGGCACCCGGCUGUAGUUGGAUAUUGGUGAAGGGUAGAGUUCAUGUUUUCUCAUCAGGAGAUAGAUUAGUACCACAAGUAGAAGAUAUGUUGCUGCAAAUUUCAGGUAGAAAAUGAGGUCGGAAAGAGUGAAGAAGACACCUGGAGAUAAGAGUUCAUAUUUUUUUGGACGGAUGAUAAAUUACAUCGGCGAGUUGAAGAGAUGUUAUUGCUAUUUUUAACACCAAACAUCUCUUCAAAGCCUUUUCUUUCCUCCCAUUUUCUCCUUUCUCUUCCAU
Gastrolobium bilobum is the source of this 2399-nucleotide messenger RNA. Its product is annotated as pentatricopeptide repeat-containing protein At1g32415, mitochondrial. Lineage: Eukaryota; Viridiplantae; Streptophyta; Magnoliopsida; Fabales; Fabaceae. The record is from RefSeq and is a predicted model, not a curated record. The transcript has a single exon. Gene Ontology annotation, biological process: RNA modification. The coding region runs from base 1 to 2238 and encodes 745 amino acids. Gene Ontology annotation, molecular function: RNA binding; protein binding.